UUCGUUGCCGGGCCAUGUUUUGUAUACGGAGUUUGGUCUCCUUAUCUCUAAUCUUCAUGCUUGUUGCUUAGGCUAUAGCAUAGAGUAAUAUUACUCUAUGGGCUAUAGCACGGUCUUAGAAGAUCUUCUAAGACCGUGGGCUAUAGUUAUCAAUCUAGUGUGUUAUAUUAUAUAUCUGUAACCAUAACAUUGAACUUGAGAGAAAGGAAACCAUUAUACGAGUUUAUAGUUUGUUCAAAUGGAAAUAACAAAUUAAGAUAAUAUGUGAAAAUAUGUAAUAUAUCCCUAUCGUGGACAACUGAAUUACUGUGGUGGAUAUAUUAUUAUAUCGCAGAACAAUGUCCACCUUGCCUUUAUCUUUGCAUUAUCUAUAAUCACCAAACUACAAAAUAAGUUAGUGACCAGAAGUUCAAGCAUUCAAUGCCCAUUUUAGUAUUAUACUGUUGAACUGUUCACUGGUGUCCAUCAUCUAUGGAAUAUAGUUUCAUGUGUUUUGGAAUUUGUCUGUGACCAUUGACAAACAGCCAACCGUCAACUACUGAAGACUGAAGGAACUUGUGAUGAACAGAACUUCAAAGUGAGAACAUGCUUAGAUCUUGGAAUUAUCUCACUUGAGAUCUUAGACUUAGAAUUAAGGUCAUCAUCGUAAUUUGAUAUUAGUACCUACAACUUAUUAACAUAAAAUGGAGUUGAACACAACAUACAAUAUAAAUAUAAUUAGCCAAAUUGACAAAGAACGUGGCUUAUUUGUCGCUGUUGAACGAUUUAAUAGUAGUUCAACGGGAUACUUUCAUCACUAUUAUGAACAACUUUCACUCUUUGACGAUUGUAUCGAGUGGUUUCAACAAUUCGAUUAUCCUAUUAUUGAAUUUGGAAAGGUUGUAGUUGUUCAAGAUGACAAAAACUCCAGGGUUUGGAAGCGUGGUAUCAUAUCAAAUUGUCAUAAUUCUAAUAAUUUGCGUCCUGAAGUUUAUUUAAUCGACUAUCAGAGAUUUACUGCCAACGACACCAUAUUUGAAUUGAGAACAUGUCCGCCCAAAUUGUUGCAGCUUAUACUGCCAACUUACACUAUUGAUAUAAAUCUUUGUUUGGAUAAUGAUGAUUUAAUAACUGCAAUUACAAUCUUGAUAAAGAAAAAUCAGUAUGGUGAAUUAAGUUUCAGUUUUACCCCUCAAUCUGUUGAAAAUAAUGUUUACUCUGGCGAAUUAAAAGUAUACAUUAAAGAGAAAAAUGUAUCAUUAAAAAAGUUAUUAAAAAAUGUGUGCACAAAAAAAAUUUUUGAAGACAUACCACUAUACAAAAAGCAUCAAUAUUCAAAUUUCAAUCCAAUAGAAAUAAAAUAUUUAGUAAGUUAAAAUUUUAAUUUUAUAUAAUUUAUGAAUUCUAAUUUUUGUUUUUAUUUCUUUAGAAAAAUAUUUUUUAUACCAAGGGAACCAAGUAAAAUGGUAUUUUUAGAUAGUAGUCUAGUUUCAAGUUCCUUUGACUUAAAUUGUAUUGAUGAUUCAAAUACAAAUUCGUCAUAUAAUUCUGCCAAUGAAUUUUCCUCUACCUCUAACUACUCUGAAAAUAUUUGCUUUAGCAAUGACUCAGAAAUAAACAUUACAAAAUCACAAAAUAAUUGUAUUACUCCAAUAAUAAAACAAAAAGUUUACUCUUCUAAUAGUUCUUUGAUGAAUAAGAGCAACUCUUCUUUGCAAUCACCGAGUUCUGAUGAUAAUAAUUUCACUGUGCCAGAAAUAAAACAGUGUAAGGAUUUUGUUGUAACAAGAAUGUCCAAAUUCAAGAAAAACACAGGUUGUCAACAAGAUAACAAGUCAACUUUAACCCUUACGGUAUUAGAAACACCUGAAAUACAUUUAAAAUCAAUAAGCAAUAUAGAACCUAUGAAUACUAAAAUGAAUGAUUCACUGAUAUGGUGGUCUGAUGAUGAUGAUGAUCAAUAAUCAAUAAGUUGAUGACAAAAGCUAAUGACUCAUUGAUUAAACUGGCUAAAGUAAAUAAUUGUUUUUAGUGCUUUUUAACACAAAUAAUUAUAACAGGCCAAUUUUCAUUUUUGUAACAAAUACUACAAAAUGUACCUAAUAAAUAACAAAUAUUUGUUAUUUUUUCAUGUGUUAUCUUUUAUGGUAUUAAUAAAUUAUAAUAUUUACCAUAAGAAUCAAUUAUAUUAUUGUUACUUCUCUUCUGUUGACUUUUAUAUAGGAUGUUAUACCAAACAUGCUCACCCCCAGUUUUUACUAGUUUUUAGUGCUUUUUAACAAAUAAUAAGCCAAUUUUCAUUUUUGUAACAAAUACUACAAUGUGUACCUAAUAAUUAACAAAUAUUUGUUAUGUUUUCAUGUGUUAUCUUUUAUUGUAUUAAUAAAUUAUAAUAUUUACCAUAAGAAUCAAUUAUAUUAUUGUUACUUCUCUUCUGUUGACUUUUAUAUAGGAUGUUAUACCAAAUAUGCUCACUCCCAUUUUUCGUUUAAUAAUAAAUUUAUUAAAAUUCUUGAGAUUUUUUAUACAACUUAAGGAGUGUCUCGUGAUAAUACAAACUCCUGAUUUUCACAUGAUAAUCCACUUUUUUUUGUAAAUCAUUUAGUGAAUAAUUUUUUUAAAAAUGUUGAUGUACCUCAUUUAAUUAAGUAGUCUUUCAGUUAUUAAAAUUAUCGUACUAACAAUGGUUUUACAAAAAUAUAAAAUAAAUGCAUUAUUGAAUCUACUUUGAAGAUGUUUUCAAAUAAUUAUGAUGUUGAUAAAUUAGUAAUUACUAACAUUUUCAAUUCACCAAAGCACCUAUACGUUCUUAACCCAUUAUUUUAGGCUCAU
Messenger RNA from Metopolophium dirhodum (rose-grain aphid), 2811 nucleotides. RefSeq lists its product as uncharacterized. The transcript is spliced from 5 exons. Lineage: Eukaryota; Metazoa; Arthropoda; Insecta; Hemiptera; Aphididae. The record is from RefSeq and is a predicted model, not a curated record.